Messenger RNA from Penicillium taxi, 921 nucleotides. RefSeq lists its product as uncharacterized. NCBI's taxonomy places the organism in Eukaryota, Fungi, Ascomycota, Eurotiomycetes, Eurotiales, Aspergillaceae. The transcript has 2 exons. The record is from RefSeq and is a predicted model, not a curated record. Bases 1 to 921 code for a protein of 306 amino acids.
AUGUCCAAGAAACGCGUCAGUUUCGCCAUGUCCACCAAAACAGAAUCUGCUACAGGCUCAACAUCAGGCAUCUCUUGCGCCUCAUCGGGUGGUUUUCCAGCCUCGGUACAAAGUACAGCAAGGAGACUAUGCCAUGAUGUCUGCUGGGUUUGCGGCUCGCUGGACCCUGAGAUCGCGCACGCUUUUGGAAAGGCCGAUAAAGGCAUUUCAAAAUGGCGAGAACGCGAACUUAUGAACUUCGCUCCUAGAGGGCUAGACAACAGCAUCCCUCUUUGUCCGAAUUGCCAUAGCCAAUAUGAUCGGGUGUCAGACCCCGGUCUAACAAUAAUCCCUGUUGACAUCCCGUACUUUCUCAAUUUUGAGAAAGAAGAUCAGGUUCGCCGGUUAAAUGGAGGCUGGAAAGAGCAGCGCGAAGUACCCACUAUCGAGCAAUAUGAGGAUGGUGAGGAGGAUGAGCCAGGACUGUAUCGACGAGUCUGGCUUAAGGAGUAUAUGGUACCCCGAAUUAUCCAGUCUGGCCAGGGCGCUUGGGCCUUUUUGACCACGCCCAAGGCGUGGUAUGGGUCCUCAGUUGCGCUGUUUCGCCAGGCGUUUGCAGCAACUAGAUCAACAGACAUCUAUGCAGCUUUAGAUGAAAAGACUGUUGACGAACUUGGCGAACUGCACAAACUAUACUUUAAAGAGCCCGCAAGCUCUGUGACUAAGGAGCAAGAAGGGCAGGGCUCUGCCACUGAAGGAAAGGGAGAGGCCAAGCGGCCCGUUGACAAAGAAGAGGAGAAUGAGGGAGGGCAACAGCUGGCCCGGAAACCUAAGACUGCCGAGGAUUCGUGUUAUGGCCAGCGCAAUAUGGGCUUAGCGCCAAUGAUUUCUUUGCAUGAGAGGGUUGAGCAGUGGGUAGUGAAUGUACCUAUUGCCUGUUGA